AUUUCUUUCUCCGUAUUAAUAGUUGGGCAAGCAAUUUAUGCUUGUUCAUUCUACUUUUUAUGGGCUUCUUUUGACUGAGAUUUGAAAAUUCUGAGAUAAAACUACCGGAGAGAAAUUGAAGGGGUGGGGGGGAAAUUAGGGGAAACAAGCGUCGUCGGGUCAACAUGUCGAUUCAGUACGAAGAACCGCUGGCGGAUAGUUACGGGGUAGCAGACUCAUUCCCCAAAGAUUUUGGUUAUGGAGAAGAGGAGGCCGACAUUGAGGAUAGUUCAGCACCAUCAGAUAGCAAACCAAGAAUACUGCUCAUGGGUUUGCGAAGGAGUGGCAAAUCGUCAAUACAGAAGGUGGUGUUCCAUAAGAUGUCCCCCAAUGAGACACUGUUUCUGGAGAGCACCAACAAAAUAUACAAGGAUGACAUUUCUAGCAGCUCCUUCGUCAAUUUCCAGAUCUGGGAUUUCCCAGGUCAGGUGGACUUCUUUGACCCUACCUUUGAUUAUGAGAUGAUUUUCAGAGGGACUGGGGCAUUGAUCUUCGUCAUCGACGCUCAGGAUGACUAUGUGGAAGCUUUGAGCAGACUACACCUCACUGUGUCACGGGCCUACAGAGUCAACCCAGACAUCAACUUUGAGGUUUUCAUCCACAAAGUGGACGGCCUGUCAGACGACCACAAGAUUGAGACCCAGCGAGACAUUCAUCAGAGAGCUAACGAUGACUUGGCCGACGCUAGCCUUGAGAAGUUGCAUCUCAGCUUUUAUCUGACGAGUAUCUAUGAUCACUCCAUAUUUGAGGCUUUCAGCAAAGUGGUUCAGAAGCUCAUCCCACAGUUACCAACGCUGGAGAAUCUUCUCAAUAUCUUCAUAUCUAAUUCAGGCAUUGAGAAGGCCUUUCUCUUUGACGUGGUUAGUAAGAUUUACAUUGCCACCGACAGCUCGCCGGUGGACAUGCAGUCGUACGAAUUAUGUUGUGACAUGAUCGACGUGGUCAUCGACGUCUCCUGUAUUUACGGGCUGAAGGAGGAUGGGACCGGUAGUGCAUAUGAUAAAGAGUCUAUGGCCAUCAUUAAGCUUAACAACACCACGGUUCUCUAUCUGAAAGAGGUCACCAAGUUCCUCGCCCUCGUCUGCAUACUCAGAGAAGAAAGCUUCGAACGCAAAGGUUUAAUAGACUACAAUUUCCACUGUUUCCGGAAAGCCAUUCACGAAGUGUUUGAAGUGGGAAUGUCUACGGUGAGGACGGUCCCGAAUCCGGCCGGCACACCCUGCAUGCUGAAGACAGCCGCACUGAACGGAACGCCCCGAAGCACUGUGUAGAGAAGGAACGAAAGAGAGAGAGAGAGAGAGAGAGAGAGGAAAAAGAGAGCGUCGGAGUCGGUGGAAGAAGAGACGGACGGAUGGGGGGGGGGGAAAGGUUUCGGGAGGGGGAAGCAUGUUCGAACGGCAUUCGUAUUUUUGCUCUCAAGACCUUACGCGCAGAGCAAAGGAAAAAAGAACAAAAAAACCAAAACCUGAAGUCACUAAACUAAAGUAGCCACGACGGAGCAGAGGCUGGCUUGUCAAAUGAUGGGAGGAGAGAGAAGGGAGGCAAACUUGCGGGGCUAGGAACGGAAGGGAAGCGACACGAAAAGAGAGAGAGAGAAAGCAGCUGGAGAUCUCCUUUUGUGUGACUAAAAGGCAUUAAGUUACUACUCAAGGAAAAACAAAAGUUACAGGAAAAUGAAUAUGAAAAAAAAAAAAAAGGAGCGCGCGAGAGAGAGAGAGAGAGAGAGAAACGGCAAGCUGCUUUCGGGGGGAGAGAAGCAUUGCGGGGUCUCACCGUGAGAAACCAUCAGCUUGUGUGAAGCUCGUGCCCCUGGUGGAGCUCUGUGAACGCCGUCAGCCGUUUUACUCGUGAGCUGAAUUAAGAACAAAUAAGUGGUUUAGAAUUUAUCACACAGCAACGGCUGAUUCCGUGCGAUCGGAAAGUCUUUUUUUUUUCUUUUUUUUUUUUUCUUUGUGGUAACCAUUGAAAGACUUAGUCUGGAAAACAAAGCGUAUACAUGCACAUGUAAAGCCUCAUGUAGAAACAGCUUAUCUAAUUCAGGCUUUUUGCUCAUUUUACCCCCCCCCCCCCCCCGCCCACACACACACACAGACACAAACACACACACACCUCUCACUUCUUUUUUUUUUGUUUGUUCAGGCUUUGUUUAACGGUUUCCUGUCGAGUGAAAAGGGAUUGGAGCGUCGUUGUCUGAUGAGCGUGUUGCUGUCUUAAGUCUGUGAGUUUUUACCUGUGUUUGUAGGAGAGGCUGUUGAAUGGAAAUGGAUGUAUGUACAUGUGUGUGUGUGUGUGUGUGUGUGUGUGUGUGUGUGUGUGUGUGUGUGUGUUUGUGAAUAUAUGCCUUUGUGUGUGUGUGUCUGCAUGCGCCUCAUUCACAUACCAGGUAAGACCUGAGGCCCAGUAGUCUUGUGAGAUCUGGGCUCAUAUCAAGCAAGCAUCCCAGGAUAAGAAUACUGAUCUUGGAUCAGCUCCUCUUGGUCCAUGGAACUGUAUGUAUUACAAUAACAAAAGGCUUAAACUGAUCUCAGAACAGUGCUCCUAUUUUGAGAGGUUUGAUUAUAUGACCCCUGAAGUGCUGUUGGAAACAGAAAGAAAAGAGGGGGUGGUGGGGGAGAGAGAGAAAGUGAGAGUUGUCUGUUUAUCAUAUUCUAGUUUAACUACAAGCACUGUGAUAGGGUUUAUCUCCAUGAAUGUCAGGGAUUCAAAUAAACUCAAAUCAUAUUCAUAAACUGUGUAUUGUCCCAGACAAGCAGAGGUAAAAAAAAACACUGUUGACAUCCAAUGAAAUGCUGUUUACAGGAGUUUGGGGAUGUCUUAGCUCAGCACUCCUCACAGUUCACCCUGCGGUCACGUGAACACCAGUGCAGCUGAACCGAACUUCAGUCUUUCACCUCCUCCUCUCUGACCACCCAGAUCACUAUGGAAACAUCUGCCGGGAAACACAUUCAGUUGCAUUAGUGAUGACAUAAUUCAUACAGGAAUUCCAAACUUAAACCCAUUCCAAGCACGAGUUUAAAGUGUCACUUCACGUUGUCUCACGUAUCAGCACCAUGACAUCUUGUUUGUGGUAUUGUAGAGCAAGCUCUAACUCAGUAUCACUAUAAAUUAAAUAUGAGUGAUGUCUUGACCAACCUCUUCAGUUUAAUCAUUUUAAUCAUGAGAGCUGUUUUUUUUUUUCAAACCUGCCUGCAACUCUUUACUUCUCAACAUGUAUAACUGUAUAUCACUCAA
Molecule: messenger RNA, 3270 nt
Organism: Chanos chanos (milkfish)
Lineage: Eukaryota; Metazoa; Chordata; Actinopteri; Gonorynchiformes; Chanidae
Gene: rragca
Product: Ras-related GTP binding Ca
Exons: 7
Coding region: 165-1310 (381 amino acids)
Biological process (GO): positive regulation of TORC1 signaling; negative regulation of autophagy; cellular response to starvation
Cellular component (GO): nucleus; Gtr1-Gtr2 GTPase complex; lysosome
Molecular function (GO): GTP binding; GTPase activity
Source: RefSeq, a predicted model, not a curated record